Molecule: messenger RNA, 2700 nt
Organism: Thlaspi arvense
Lineage: Eukaryota; Viridiplantae; Streptophyta; Magnoliopsida; Brassicales; Brassicaceae
Source: the annotation of a GenBank genome assembly
AUGGCGUCUUCGAGAAAUGGUGCGAGUAGAGGAUCCAUGAGACCGAUCCCUGGAGCCAAUUCCUCCAAUCUCAGAUCGUCUUCUUUCAAAUCCAGGAUUCCUUCGUCGGCGCCUGCUCCCCGUCGGAACUCUUCCGCUUCUCUGGGAGGAGGAGCUUCCGGCGGAGACAAUGGAGUGCCUGGGAGAGUUCGAGUGGCUGUAAGAUUACGGCCUCGAAAUGCAGAUGAGUCGGUGGCAGAUGCUGAUUUCGCUGAUUGCGUUGAGUUGCAGCCUGAGCUUAAAAGGUUGAAGCUCAGGAAAAACAAUUGGGAUACGGAGACGUACGAGUUCGAUGAGGUGCUUACCGAAGCUGCUUCACAGAAGCGAGUCUACCAAGUGGUUGCCAAGCCUGUUGUAGAGAGUGUUCUUGAGGGUUACAAUGGAACCGUGAUGGCCUAUGGUCAGACGGGUACUGGAAAGACUUUUACCCUUGGGAGAUUAGGGGACGAAGAUACUGCCGCUCGUGGUAUCAUGGUUCGUUCAAUGGAAGAUAUCAUGGGAGGGACUUCUCUAGAGACUGAUUCUGUCUCUGUCUCAUAUCUACAGCUUUAUAUGGAGACCAUCCAAGAUCUCCUUGACCCAACCAAUGACAAUAUUGCAAUUGUCGAGGACCCCAAAACUGGAGAUGUCUCCUUGCCAGGUGCCACCCAUGUAGAGAUCAGGAACCAGCAGAAUUUCCUUGAGCUACUUCAGCUUGGGGAAACACAUCGAGUUGCAGCCAACACUAAGCUGAAUACUGAAUCUUCUCGAAGUCAUGCAAUUCUCAUGGUGCAUGUAAAGAGGUCAGUGGUGGAAAACGAGGAUUCGGCCUCAAAUGAAUUGGAGAACUCUUCUCACUUUGUCAGACCAUCAAAGCCACUAAUCAGAAGAAGCAAGCUUGUUCUAGUAGAUCUUGCUGGCUCUGAACGUGUUCAUAAGUCUGGCAGCGAAGGGCACAUGCUGGAGGAAGCUAAAUCCAUUAAUCUCUCACUUAGUGCUUUAGGGAAAUGCAUAAAUGCUAUAGCUGAGAAUAGCCCUCAUGUUCCACUUCGUGAUUCAAAACUUACUCGCUUGCUGAGAGAUUCAUUUGGUGGCACAGCAAGAACAUCCCUAAUUGUGACAAUUGGUCCCUCUCCGCGUCAUAGAGGAGAGACAACAAGUACUAUAUUAUUUGGUCAAAGGGCAAUGAAAGUAGAGAAUAUGUUAAAGAUAAAAGAAGAAUUUGAUUACAAGAGUUUAUCCAAGAAACUUGAGGUCCAACUGGAUAAGGUGAUUGCUGAAAACGAGAGGCAGCUGAAGGCAUUUGAUGAUGAUGUGGAGAGAAUAAAUAGACAGGCAGAAAAUCGUAUAUCAGAAGUUGAAAAGAACUUUGCAGAGGCCUUAGAGAAGGAAAAGCUAAAGUGUCAAAUGGAAUAUAUGGAGUCAGUUAAGAAGCUUGAAGAAAAACUGAUAUCGAACCAGCGGAACCAUGAGAGUGGUAAACGUAAUGGAGAGGUCAAUGGGGUUGUUACAGCAAGUGAACUCACUAAGCUAAAAGAAUCACUUGAGAAUGAGAUAAAGUUAAGGAAGGCAGCUGAAGAGGAAGUUAACAAACUUAAAAGCCAGUCAACACUGAAGACAAGAUCAGGGGAAGGUGAAGAUGCUGGAAUAUCAAGACUACAAAAACUGCUAGAGGAUGAGGCUCUUCAGAAAAAGAAACUUGAAGAAGAGGUCACCAUAUUACGAAGUCAACUUGUGCAGCUUACUUUUGAAGCUGACCAGAUGAGAAGAUGCUUGGACAGAGGUGCCUCCGGCAAUUCAUACUCUGGCACUGGCACUGACUCGUUACCAUCACGUCAUUCCCAAGCAAGAGAAUCUGUGAACGGACAGAAGGCACCAUUUGCUACACUAUGUGAACAAGUGGGUCUGCAAAAGAUCUUGCAAUUGCUCGAGUCAGAUGAUGCAAACAUCCGAAUUCAUGCUGUGAAAGUUGUGGCCAAUCUAGCAGCUGAAGAGGCAAAUCAGGAAAAGAUCGUUGAAGCUGGAGGUCUUACAUCAUUGCUGAUGCUUCUCAGAAGUUACGAAGAUGAGACUGUCCGAAGAGUUGCCGCGGGUGCAAUUGCCAAUCUCGCAAUGAACGAAGUGAGUCAACAGCUGAUUGUGGACCAAGGUGGAAUCAGCUUGCUAUCUUUAACAGCUGCAGAUGCAGAGGAUCCACAGACCUUACGCAUGGUUGCUGGAGCAAUUGCUAAUCUCUGUGGCAACGACAAACUUCAGGCAAGACUAUGGUCGGAUGGUGGAAUAAAAGCGUUGCUAGGAAUGGUGAGAUGCGGACAUCCGGAUGUUCUAGCUCAGGUGGCUCGGGGGAUUGCCAACUUUGCAAAGUGUGAAUCCCGAGCAACAUCGCAAGGUGGUGUGAAGAGUGGAAGAUCACUGCUGAUAGAAGACGGAGCGCUUCCGUGGAUUGUACAACAUGCGAACGAUGAAGCUGCACCAAUCAGGCGCCACAUAGAGCUCGCUUUAUGCCAUUUGGCACAGCAUGAGGUGAAUGCCAAGGAGAUGAUAAGCGGAGGAGCGUUAUGGGAACUGGUGAGGAUAUCAAAGGAAUGCUCAAGAGAAGACAUUCGAAGUUUGGCUCAUCGUACUCUCUCUUCCAGCCCCGUCUUCCGUUCUGAGAUCCGCCGCCUCGGCAUCCACUUUUGA